This is a messenger RNA of Schistocerca americana (American grasshopper), 2607 nucleotides long. RefSeq names its product coiled-coil domain-containing protein 115. The coding region runs from base 198 to 803 and encodes 201 amino acids. NCBI's taxonomy places the organism in Eukaryota, Metazoa, Arthropoda, Insecta, Orthoptera, Acrididae. The transcript is spliced from 2 exons. Gene Ontology annotation, cellular component: extrinsic component of endoplasmic reticulum membrane. Gene Ontology annotation, biological process: vacuolar proton-transporting V-type ATPase complex assembly. The record is from RefSeq and is a predicted model, not a curated record.
UAGUGUUUGUAAACUGUGGACAGUUGAUCAGUCGUGUUGUUGGAAAUAAUUUUCGAGAGUGUAAAUGAACGUUACCAUUAUUUACUAAUGCAGCAUCGAGCAACUGCCAAAUGUCUGUUUGACAGGCAAAAUUAACACUCAAUUUUAGUAAUUCAAUUUUUUUAAUUGCUCAAAAAAUCGGAGUGAAUUUUCUUGAAAUGGAGCAUACUGGUUUUACAGAAAAAACCGUCAAAAUGGACAUUGAAGAAACUUGUAAGAAACUGGAUUUGCUUUGCAUAGAGGAACUGGAAAUAAUGGAAGAAUAUAUUCGUUGCAAGGUUGAAUUGGAAAAGCUAAUGAAAGCUGGUUUCCUGAAUAUCGCCAAAGCUCGUUAUAUAAUGGGAAAAACUUCUGUUUCAUCAUUGCAACUGCCUUCAGAAGAUGCUUCAGAUGUCACUGCACUAUGUAAGGUCGUUUUAGACAAGAAAAGUUCAGCUGAAGAUAGAGAGUUUCAGCUCAUGUUAGAUUUCAAAGAUCAAGGCAAACAAGUGGAUGAUGUGACUCCCGCUCCCCGGAAGAGAAACAUCACUGAUGAGAACAAACUAAUGGAGGAGAAACCUGAUUCCAAAUUUAAGACUCAAGAUUCUGAUCCUCUUAGGUGGUUUGGUGUUUUAGUGCCACAGAAUUUACGGCAAGCACAAACUAACUUUCAGUCUGCCCUACCAUUGGUUAUUGAAUGUGCUAACCUUCAGCUGAAGUUGUUAGAUUCCUAUGACAAACACAAAAAAGCUCUAAGGAGGAAAAAGGAUAUUUCUACAACAUGAUAAUGAAUUUUUUGGCACUAUAGUGAAUUAUGUACAUCUUAUGAAAUGAGCUGCCAACUUAUGUAUGCAUUCCACAUAAUCUUUGUGUUACUAAUAAAUAAGUGCAUGAAGCAUUAUUGAACAAAUUAUAUGUGGAGUUGGUGGUGGUGGUGGUGGUAAAGGUGUAAACAACGAGCUGUGUAUUUUCUACCUUGAUAAUUUUGUUGUUGUAAUUGUUUCAUUUUUAUAUUACUUUAAAGUUAAAAAAUGCAAACAUUGUAAGUAAAUAUACGUAAAUGUGUUGGAGCGAACUUGCAAUGCCAGAGUCAAAUUUGAACACAAAACUAUGGCUAAGAAUAAGAACAACAUCCUUCUGUGAGUUAUUGAAACUGAAAUGAAUAGACCAGGGCUGUUUCAAAGAUCUUGAACAUUGAGCUGUUUGAGCAAGGUUUUUGUCUUGAUGAGCUAUCAGAGAGGAGCACCAUUCAGAUUGGCAGAACCAAAAUGGGACAAGAUGUGCGAUGUAAGUUGAAAGCAAUAGACAUGGUAUUCAGCCUAAUUACAAUUUGACAUAAAAAAUGGUGUGGUCUUUUGCAAUUUCCAGUCUAGGUUAUACAUGAAAUUAAUGACAUUUAAAAUAAUGUUACUUUAUCCACUAUAAUGAGCUAUAUACAUUAUAUUAUUGUAUUCACCAAAAUUUUAUCUGCAAUGAGAGUGAAGAAUCAGUUCAUUAGGAUUUUGCUUUGAAAAACGCUGAGCUUAUAUUGACGAGGAACAGGUUUAAAAUCCAUAUCUGUGUAUCCUGAUAAGGUUUACAUGUUUUCCUUAAAACAAAAGAGCUGAAAGUUGGAUAAUUUCUUAACGAAGCCAUCCCCACCCCAUCCUCCUCUAACUGAGCUAAUGUUCUAUGUCAGAAUGACCUAAUGUUGCAUUUCAUGUCUUAUAACCACCAGUGCCCAUGUGUUACAUUACUUAUGUGAUGUACAUUUGUAUGUAUGUUCUUACUGCUGUACAAACUGUUUCUUCAAUAUGUAAAAAUUCCGAAUAAUUUUGGAGAAUUUUACAGAUGAAAACCAAUCUUCUGUAUUUUCUAUGGUUACCAUUAGUGAUGUGAAUAAAUAUAUCAUGUACUUAAUGAGAAAUUUUGGGUGUACCAUAGUCGCAAGUAUCUUGAUAAACAGGUUCAUUGUUUAGCAAGUUAAUGUUAAGAAUGUGAUGCUUAAGCUAAAAGCACCUACCAGGUGUGCAAGAAAUAUAAUUUUGUUAUUUACAUCAUAGUGAGUGUUGCAUAAAAAAUUUAAUUUCUUUGUAGCCUACAUAAAAACAUCAAUCUUAACAAUGUGCUGUGAUCUUUAACAUGUUACUUAGAAAAAUAAGACAUUGUAUUUAUGAGAAGUUACAGUUUCUGUUUGUUUUGUGUUUUUGAAACAGUGUCAAAAAUGGUUCAAAUGGAUCUGAGCACUAUGUGACUUAACAUCUGAGGUCAUCAGUCCCCUAGAACUUAGAACUGCUUAAACCUAACUAACCUAAGGACAUCACACACAUCCAUGCCCAAGGCAGGAUUCGAACCUGCGACUGUAGCGGUUGUGCAGCUCCAGACUGAAGCACCUAGAAUAGCUCGGCUCCGGCAACAAUAUCAUGUCACGUUUUUUUGUUUCUCUGACUGUGAAUUCUAUGCCCACUGUGAAUCAUGUGACUAUAGAUAGACUGAUGGUGAUUUCUAUCACAAAGUAUACACCAAUUUUGAUACUGCAUUUUGUUUCCCAUAUUUGUGUAACAAUAUUAGCAACUUGAGAAAACACCCAAUAAAAUAUUUUUACCAUUA